Molecule: messenger RNA, 1206 nt
Organism: Morchella sextelata
Lineage: Eukaryota; Fungi; Ascomycota; Pezizomycetes; Pezizales; Morchellaceae
Exons: 2
Coding region: 1-1206 (401 amino acids)
Source: RefSeq, a predicted model, not a curated record
AUGGAUUUUCCGAAGGCAAAUAUGAGAAAAAAUGACGGUUCUUUACGUUCUCCCCCAUAUGUUAAUGGGUACAAGCAACAAAGAUCUGCUUGCCUGAAGUCCGCGAGUACUGCUAGCAUCAUUAAAGCACAACGCUACCCUCAAAGCCGUGGAAGAAAUCUCGAUAGUAUAGAUAUCUCUAGUCGCGUUGUGGAGAGGACGAUUGCCAGGUUGAUUGAAUUAUUGGUUCCAAACAAAGAGGAGUGCGAAAAGGCAAGAGCCAGAGGAGAUUGCGUGUUUACAACGAAGAUGACAGAUACAGGCAGCAUUGUGGAAGUAUUCUUCAAAAUCGACUUGAAUGGAUGUCAAUAUAAGCUUGCCGAAGUAGGAAUGGACACCAAGAACAAUCACAAACUCGAUAUGCCACCUGGCGCCAUUUAUAUUGCCUUGGAUCUAAACUAUAAACGGAUGUUCGUGUACUUCAGCAAAGGUUUAGAGAUGGUAUACGGGCCAUCUAUUGGGAAAUGGGUCCUAGACUCGACCACGUACAAUAUUGAAGAGUAUGCAGAAAUUCACCCUCCAGAGCUACCUCAGGACGAACAUCACCAGGAGUACGAGAAGUGGCUCUUAGCCAACCCACAUCUUAGCUGGGCUCCCUGGUCCAGAGCUGGUGUAUAUCACUGGGGGUUCCGCCCCUUGAUGGAGCUCGAAUAUACACAUAAGGAUGCAUGUGUUGCCAGAGAUACUUACAACCUACCAUCGCAUAUACAACCAGUCCUUGCCGAUCUACUCAAAUCAUUUGGCAACAUCACUCGCGCACAAAGGAUUCUUUUAGGAGUGGUAGAUCGUGAUUACAGAUACUACUGCCAGUCAAUCAUAUCUGCUUGUCCGGAGAAGAGAAAGAGAUUUUGGGCUACAGACGACAACCAAGAGUGUUUCUCCCUUAGGACAUGUACAGUGAAUAUCCCUUUUGAACCCAAAUUUGACGGAGGGGAUAUCAAAGUUGGGUGGGCUGUAAUGGUGCCAAUGGGAGACUUUCGCGGUGGUGAUCUCUGUAUCAAGGAGAUGAACAGAAGGUUUGUGUACAAACCUGGAGGUGUCUGUUUGAUUCGGCAUGGCAGGCUGGACUUUUUUACCGCAAACUCAAAAGGUAGUCGAUAUUGUAUGGUUUCCACCGUUCAGGAAACACUAAAGGGGGAGUAUUUCGAUCGUUUGUGGGAGUUUUGA